GGGAGCGGCGGAACACGGAGGAGACAGUUUACCAGGAGUAAUGGACUUGUGGACUCUCACCACCACCUCAAAAAAAAUGAAUUAAUCAGGACUGUGUGAGAGCUCCAGCAGGCAGGCCAGGCACUAAAGCCGCCACAGGAAAUGCCACCUCCGCUGGAUAUUGUGAAGGUGGCAAUUGAGUGGCCUGGAGCUAAUGCCCAACUCAUUGAGAUUGACCAGAAACGACCUUUAGCGUCAAUCAUAAAGGAAGUGUGCGAUGGGUGGUCCCUGCCUAAUCCUGAGUACUACGCUUUUCGCUAUGCUGAUGGUCCCCAAUUGUAUAUCACAGAACAGACUCGUGGUGACAUUAAAAAUGGAACCAUUCUACGCCUCGCGGUUUCCCCGUCGCGGGCUGCACGACAGCUCCUCGAGAGAAUCCAGUGCUCCAGUAUGGAUGCAAGACUUGACGCAAUGAAGGAACUAGCCAAACUUUCUGCAGAUACAACGUUUGCAACUGAAUUUAUCAACAUGGAAGGCGUGACAAUCCUAACGCGACUGGUGGAGGGUGGCACCAAGCUCCUUUCACAUUACAGUGAGAUGUUGGCCUUCACACUCACAGCUUUCCUGGAGUUGAUGGAUCAUGGGAUUGUCUCCUGGGACAUGGUGUCACUCACUUUUAUUAAACAGAUUUGUGGGUACGUCUCUCAAACAUCAGUGGAUGUGUCAAUUCUGCAGCGCUCACUUGCAAUUCUAGAGAGUAUGGUAUUAAACAGCCAAGCUCUGUACCACAAGAUUGCAGAGGAAAUCACUGUUGGGCAGCUCAUAAACCACCUGCAGGUCUGUAACCAAGAAAUCCAGACCUAUGCCAUUGCUCUAAUCAAUGCCUUAUUUCUCAAGGCCCCAGAGGACAAGAGACAGGAGAUGGCAAAUGCCUUUGUUCAGAAGCACCUGAGGGCCAUUAUCCUCAAUCAUAUUAUCCGGGGCAAUCGACCAAUCAAGACAGAAAUGGCACAUCAGUUGUAUGUGCUGCAGGUUCUUACGUUCAACCUCCUGGAGGAGAGGAUGAUGACAAAGAUGGACCCCAGUGAUCAGGCUCAGAGAGACAUUAUCUUUGAGUUGAGGAGAAUCGCAUUUGAUGCAGAGUCUGACACUAGUGGAGUAUCUGGGAGUGGCACUGAAAAACGCAAAGCUAUGUACAGCAAGGACUACAAAAUGCUGGGCUUCACUAAUCAUGUGAACCCUGCUAUGGACUUUACUCAAACUCCUCCUGGUAUGUUGGCUCUGGACAACAUGUUGUAUCUGGCAAAAUUCCAUCAGGAUACCUAUGUGCGGAUCGUUCUUGAGAACAGCAGUAGGGAGGAUAAACACGAGUGUCCGUUUGGACGCAGUGCUAUUGAACUGACAAAGAUGCUAUGCGAAAUUUUGCAGGUUGGGGAACUGCCUAACGAAGGUCGAAAUGAUUACCACCCAAUGUUCUUUACACAUGAGCGAUCAUUUGAGGAAUUCUUCUGUAUCUGUAUCCAGUUGCUUAACAAGACUUGGAAAGAAAUGAGAGCCACUGCUGAAGACUUCAAUAAGGUGAUGCAAGUAGUACGAGAACAGAUAACUCGUGCCCUCCCUUCUAAACCCAACUCUCUAGAACAGCUGAAGAAUAAGUUGCGGAGUCUUAGUUAUACAGAGAUUUUGCGGCUGCGCCAGUCUGAGCGUCUCAGUCAAGAUGACUUUCAGUCUCCGCCCAUUGUUGAACUUCGCGAGAAAAUCCAGCCAGAAAUACUGGAGUUGAUUAAACAGCAACGUCUCAAUCGUCUGUGUGAAGGGAGCAGCUUUCGCAAGAUUGGCAAUCGUAGGAGACAAGAGCGUUUCUGGUUCUGCCGCCUUGCACUGAAUCACAAAGUUCUACACUAUGGAGACCUAGAAGACAACGCUCAAGGGGAAGUACCAUAUGAAUCACUGCAGGAAAAGAUCCCUGUUGCUGACAUCAAAGCUGUCCUGACAGGGAAGGACUGUCCACAUAUGAAGGAGAAGAGCGCUUUAAAACAGAACAAGGAGGUUCUUGAACUGGCAUUCUCAAUACUCUAUGACCCUGAUGAAACUCUGAACUUUAUAGCACCAAAUAAAUAUGAGUACUGCAUCUGGAUUGAUGGUGUGAAUGCGCUGCUGGGGAGGGAGAUGAACAGUGAACUAACGCGCAGUGACAUGGACACCCUUCUCAGCAUGGAAAUGAAGCUACGUUUGCUGGAUUUAGAGAACAUUCAGAUUCCAGAGGUGCCUCCUCCUAUUCCUAAGGAGCCCAGCAGCUAUGACUUUGUGUAUCACUAUGGUUGAUUUAGUGCAACUGAUUGACUAUACAUGCACACCCACUAACCUGAGGAGGAAACUUAUUAACUACCUAGGAUCAUGGGGGUUGUAUAACCCAGACCUGUACCCCAUCCAAUACUCUGUUUGUUCUCAGCAGAGCUGCUGCUUGAUAGGUCCUUGUGUGUAUCUCUGAGAUGGUCUGCAAGAUACACAGGCAAUGAGUUCCCUGAAUGUAUGUGCAGUGCCCUCUGGGUCACAGACUUUGCCAGCUACCUCCUCUGCUCUUCCCCUGUAUGGGAUUAGAAGUUGCCAAGGUACGAAGGGGGUAAGUAAGUGUCUUGCUGGACUCACUGGCACUGAAAUAGUUCAACCAAUUUAAUUCUAUUUUUGCCUUAAAAUUUAGAUUGCUUCUUCAAUCAGAGAGGGUAGCACGUGGCCCUUUCCAUGUAUUGGAGUAUGUUGCACAGCUCCCUUAGUCAUAGUGUUGUGCUCAGCCCUGUCCUGCAAUCACAGCACAGCCAGGCUUCUGUUUAUCAUGCACUGAAGGAGGUAAACAGAUUAAUGUAUGUGAGUCUCCUUCAUGUGGUACAAAGCAUAUACCCCACAUAUGUAAAUACUGAUAACAUGGGCAAUUGUGGGGAUUACGGUACAAGCGAUUUGUCGUUUGAGUUAAUGUAUAACUGUUACUAAUAAAACCAUAGACUGACA
This is a messenger RNA of Bombina bombina (fire-bellied toad), 2985 nucleotides long. RefSeq names its product engulfment and cell motility 2 (gene ELMO2). The coding region runs from base 142 to 2304 and encodes 720 amino acids. The transcript has 22 exons. Lineage: Eukaryota; Metazoa; Chordata; Amphibia; Anura; Bombinatoridae. The record is from RefSeq and is a predicted model, not a curated record. Gene Ontology annotation, biological process: actin filament organization; cell motility.